GAAAACAUCACUGGAUGGGCUGUUGACUAACCUCAUCAAGGGGAAUCUGCUGCCAUCCGCUCUCCUCUGGAUAACCUCCCGGCCAGCAGCAGCCAAUCAGAUACCUGCUAAGUGUGUCCACCAGGUGACAGAGAUACGAGGGUUCAGUGAUGCCCAGAAGGAGGAGUAUUUCAAGAAGAGAUUUAAUGAUCAGAGCCUGGCCAGCAGGAUUAUCACACAUGUGAAAUCAUCAAGGAGCCUCUUCACCAUGUGCCACAUACCUGUGUUCUGCUGGAUUUCAGCCACUGUGCUUAAGAGGCUUUUUACUGAGAAUGACAGGGGAGAAAUUCCAAGGACUCUGACUGAAAUGUACACACACUUCCUGAUCUUUCAGACAAGUUUAAAAAAUGACAAGAAUAUGAAAAAACAUGAAACUAAGCUUAAGCAAAACAGCAAGCAAUUCCUUUUAAAACUUGGUAAACUUGCUUUUGACAACCUUGAGAAAGGCCAUCUCAUAUUUUAUGAGCAAGAUCUGACAGAGAAUGACAUUGAUGUCGCUGAAACUUCAGUUUACUCUGGAGUCUGCACAGAAGUCUUUAAAGAGGAGUAUGGGUUGUACCAGGAGAAGGUGUACUGCUUUGUGCAUCUGAGCAUCCAGGAGUAUCUCGCUGCUUUAUAUGUGUUUCUGUCAAACUCAUCAACUGACCUGCUGAAGACUGCAGUGGAUCAGGCAUUAGAGAGCAAGAAUGGACACUUGGACCUCUACCUCCGCUUCCUCCUGGGCCUCUCAACAGACUCCAGUAAGACUCUGUUACAAAAACUACUGGGGCCGACAGAAACCAGCUCACAUACCAUUAUGGAAACAGUCCAAUACAUCCAUCCAUCCAUUUGCCAAACCGCUUAUCCCUCAGGGUUGCGGGGAGUCUGGAGCCUAUUCCGGAAGCAAUGGGCACAAGGCAGGGAACAACCCAGGACGGGGGGCCAGUCCAUCAUAGUACCCCAAUACAUCAAGGAGAAAAUACAGGAGAAUUUAUCUCCAGAAAGGACCAUCAACCUGUUCCACUGUCUGACUGAACUGGGUGACAAUUCUCUAGUAGAGGAAGUACAAAGAUACCUGAAUUCAGGAAACAUUUCAGCAAAUGACCUCUCACCUGCACAGUACUCAGCUCUGGCCUUUGUGAUGCUGAUGUCAGAUGAGGAGCUGGAUGUGUUUGACCUGAAGAAAUACAUCAGAUCGGAUAAACAGCACUGCAGGCUGCUGCCUGUGGUCAAGUACUCCAGGACGGCUCUGCUGAACAGCUGUGACCUCAUAGAUAAACACUGUGAAGUGCUGACUUCAGCUCUAAGAUCAAACUCUUCCCCCCUGAGAGAGCUGGACCUGAGUGACAAUAACCUGGAGGAUUCAGGAGUGAAGCUGCUCUCUGCUGCACUGGAGGAUUUACACUGCAUACUGGAGAUACUGAGGCUGUCAGGCUGUAGAGUCACAGAAGAAGGCUGUUCUUCCCUGGCUUCAGCUCUGAGGUCAAACCCCUCACACCUGAGAGAGCUGGACCUGAGCUACAAUCACCCAGGAGACUCAGGAGUGAAGCUACUCUCUGCUCUACUGGUGGAUCCCAGCUGUAAACUGGAGAAGUUGCAGGUGUGCUGGUGUGAACUCACAGAGAAAUGCUGUGAGGCACUGGCUUCAGCUCUCAGAUCAAACUCCUCACCCCUGAGAGAGCUGGACCUGAGUGACAAUGACCUGCAGGACUCAGGAGUGAAGCUGCUCUCUGCUGGACUGGGGGACUUACACUGUAAACUGGAGAUACUGAGACUGUCAGGCUGUAGAGUCACAGAAGAAGGCUGUUCUUCCCUGGCUUCAGCCCUGAGGUCAAACCCCUCAUACCUGAGAGAGCUGGAUCUGAGCUACAAUCACCCAGGAGACUCAAGAGUGAAGCUGCUCUCUGCUGUACUGAAGGAUCCCAGCUGUAAACUGGAGAAGCUGCAGCUGUCAGGCUGUAGAGUCACAGAAGAAGGCUGUUCUUCCCUGGCUUCAGCUCUGAGGUCAAACCCCUCACACCUGAGAGAGCUGGAUCUGAGCUACAAUCACCCAGGAGAUUCAGGAGUGAAGCUACUCUCUGCUGUACUGGAGGAUCUCAGCUGUAAACUGGAGAAGCUGCAGGUGGGCCGGUGUGAACUCACAGAGAAAUGCUGUGAGGCACUGGCUUCAGCUCUCAGAUCAAACUCCUCACCCCUGAGAGAGCUGGACCUGAGUGACAAUGACCUGCAGGACUCAGGAGUGAAGCUGCUCUCUGCUGGACUGGGGGACUUACACUGUAAACUGGAGAUACUGAGACUGUCAGGCUGUAGAGUCACAGAAGAAGGCUGUUCUUCCCUGGCUUCAGCUCUGAGGUCAAACCCCUCACACCUGAGAGAGCUGGACCUGAGCUACAAUCACCCAGGAGACUCAGGAGUGAAGCUGCUUUCUGCUGUACUGGAGGAUCCCAGCUGUAAACUGGAGAAGCUGCAUGUGGAUUACGGUGGAGAGUGCAGGACCAGAGCAGGCUUACAGAAAUACUCCUGCCAGCUGACGCUGGACCCCAACACAGCACACAGACGCCUGUCUCUGUCAGGGGGGAACAGGAAGGUGACAUGGGGGGCAGAGCUGCCAUAUCCUGAUCAUCCAGAGAGAUUUGACUGGUGGGAACAAGUUCUGUGCAGAGAGAGUCUGACUGGCCGCUGUUACUGGGAGGCUGAGUGGGAUGGACGUGCAGCCUGGAUAGGAGUCACUUAUAAAGGGAUCAGGAGGAAAGGAGGGAGUUAUGACUGUGGGCUUGGAGACAAUGACAAGUCAUGGGGUCUGUGCUGUAAUACUGACAGUUACUCUGUCUGGCACAAUAAUAAACAGACUUUCAUACCCAUAGAGCCCUCAGGCUCCCGCAGAGUAGGGGUGUUUCUGGACUGGGGGGCUGGUGCUCUGUCCUUCUACAGAGUCUCCUCUGAUGGACUGACCCCCCUGCACAGACUCACCUCCUCAUUCACUGAGUCCCUCUAUCCAGGGUUUUAUGUUCAUAUAAACUCCUCAGUGUCACUGUGACGUGUUGCUGGUUCUCCUGGCAAAAAGGUAAAAUCUCUGCUUUUUAACCUUUAUAAUCCUUUUUACUCUGAAAUGUACAGAACUGUGCAAAAGUCUUAGGCAGGCAAAGAAAAUGAUGUUUAGAUUA
Brienomyrus brachyistius is the source of this 3182-nucleotide messenger RNA. RefSeq names its product NACHT, LRR and PYD domains-containing protein 12-like. Lineage: Eukaryota; Metazoa; Chordata; Actinopteri; Osteoglossiformes; Mormyridae. Gene Ontology annotation, molecular function: protein binding. The transcript has 10 exons. The record is from RefSeq and is a predicted model, not a curated record. The coding region runs from base 248 to 3055 and encodes 935 amino acids.